AUGCGCUCCUCCAGCCCGGCCAACUCCUCCCCCAUCCCGUCCCCAUUGAAAGCCGGUCCAUCAAAGCGCUUCGUGUCCAAGGUAUACUCCCGCCGAUCAAUAGGCAACUCAUCAGCCAAGCAGGUUCGGCGCACACCCACACCAGAGUCAGAUACCGAUUCUGGUGAGGGGGAAAUCAUCGCUACUGCCAUACCAGCAGGAGCGAACGAGGAUGCCGAUAUGGAAGUAGCGGGCGCAGGGCCGUCGUCGGGGCGUACGAGGAUCCCCAGAGGUCAAGAGAGGGCUCGCCAAGCUUCCGACCAGCGUCGGGGAAGGGAGGAGCAGCUGGCUUGGCCGAGCGCCGGGAAGGAAGUCCGUGGGAAGACGGCUGUCCGCGCAUCGGGGAAGGACGCUGGGACAAGGGAGAGUCCUGCCCUCCGAGGCGGCAUCUCGCUCUCGCCAGGUGACGAGACCGCUGCGAUAUUGUCAGGCGAGACUGGUCGUACGAGGGGAGCGAAGCGGAAACUGGGCAUCCCCCGCACGGGCACCGAAACGAGCAUCGCGUCAGCCCCGGAGGUACCCUCCCCUCGGGUAUCUAUACCGCCCAUCAUGGUCCAAGCGGCCACUUCCUCACCGUCUAUCCUCUCUUCCUCCCUACCACGGCCCAGCAGCCAUCAGCCUGUUCCUCCCUCUACUCCCCCUCGAAAGCGGCCGAAGCGGCACGGACCCCUCACUCCCCAAUCCUCCCCUCGAGACCUGUCCGCCCUGUUCGCGCCUGUGUCUCCGGCGCGAUCACCUGUCCGAUCUCCAACCCUCUCACGGCGGAACACAGCGGGAGAUGAUAGCGAUGGCGGGGUCACAAAGAGACCGGCUGGCGGGCUGUUCCGGCGGAUGCUGGACAAGACGCAGAGUCUGGGUGCUAUCGCCUCACCGGCGAAAGAAGGAGGAGAGGAUUACUUCACAUCCACCUCGGCUAGCCCCUCUCCGUCGAAAGCCCUCACCCGGACAAACUCACUUCCCACCACACCGUCCCGGUCUCCUCUUAAGCCGGAGGGGGCCCCCAACGCUAUGGCGCAAUCACUCAUUGUCCCUGUCGCCUCGUCAUCCCGGCUCGAAGCAUCAACGUCUACGUCCGGAGGCAAGGCCAAAAGGACGUACGGGCGCAGUCGGACCAUACUUGCCGAGGUGACGGACUCACCUCGGAGCGGCGCCAGCUCGAACGGCGCCGAGAAGGAUACCAUCAAGGAGAGCUAUGCGGAAUUGAGGAAGCAAUUUGAGGUGGACAAUACUGGAGGGGAUGAGUCUGGUCCGGGCAAUCUCAUGCUGGAUCUGUUAGCGGUUCGAGGAGGCCAGAGCGUUUCUGAUCUUCGCUCAAAAGGCGAGAAUCGGCGGUUUAUGGAUGAGCUAGGAUAUCUCGUUGAUCCAGUAACGGACCCCGGAACUGGCGUUGGUCUCAAGCGAUCAAGCAUACUAGAUAUCCUCCGAAGCAUGCAGGCCGAGGACUGGCUCCAGCGCGCCAAGAUAUGCGGACAGGUCGAGCAGAUCUGGGAGGCGAUAUAUGGUGCUCGGGGCGAGAAGGGGGAUGAGACGAUAGAAGCUAUGUGCUUGCUGUACCUCGCCAAUCUCGUCAAGAGCGGGAGUGGGCUCGAGCUGGUCUUGAGGGCGCACGAGGAGUCGUGCGAGCGGAUCGUAUUGGGUGCGCUGAAAGUUCGGGAUGGGCCGUUGGAUGAGGUGUGCAGGGUGAAGACCAAUGGCUUGGUGGGCAAGGUUCGGAGCAUGUACCAGCAACUCGAGAUGGGCUGGACUUCGGACAUCAUGAGCACCAGACGACUAGCUUCCCUCUUGCUCGUCGAGAUGACCUCUCCCUCAGUCCGCAUGACGAUGUCGUCGACUUCCAUACUCAUUUCGGACAAGGCGCUCUCACGCAUCGCCAAGAGUCUUAUGCUGGACAUGACAGAGCUCGUUGGUCGCUUCGACCUGGCUGAGAAGGGCUUGCCCAUAUCCCCGACUGACCGAAAAGGCGGUAUCGACAUCGACCACAUCUCGCAGUCUCUCACCGUCCUCUCCCGGCUGAUCGGACAUGGUGUCGCGGACCAGAAGGCCCUUGGCGAGAUGCACGCGACCAUGGCGCCGACGAUCAUCAAUGCUCUCAUCGCUGGCAUAUCUCUUGCUUUGGACAACACAAGCGAUGCACCUAGCGCCGGCUCGACUAUCGCCAUCCAGUCAUUGCAAAUCCUCGCUACCAUGUCCAAUACCACUCCUUCCUGGGCAACGGCAAUCUCGGAGAUCGAAGGCGGUCUCCUCUCGCUAGGCCGGGUGUUGCUCCACCGCUCAGCUUUGGCUGCGAUUCCCACCGCCAAAGGCGCGAUUGUCGGGGAGGGGGUCGAUGAUGAGGACGAAGAGGAAGAUGAAGGCGCCCGGUUCUUUUCGCCGAAAAAGCGGCGUGCUUCGACGCCUCGACAAGGUCAAAUCGGGGCGGAAGACCUGCUAUGUCUUGUGCUGGUGAUUCUGACUGCGUCUAUUAUGGGGUCGGAAAAAGCAGUGUCCAGGCUCGCAGCUAUACGCCUGGGAACGGGAUGUCCUACUUCCAAGGCAUGCCUGCGGACAUGCAGAUGCGUCGACGCAGAGGCAAUACCGGUCCAUCUGGUCCGAACCUAUCUCGACCAAAUCAACAGCGAAACGCCCUCAGCAAGUCUCAUCGCAGCCUAUAUCGCCCUCAUCCUCUCCAAGCUCAUCCCGCUCGACAAUACCCUUCUCGCGCCCCUCCCGGGCGAUUCGGACCGAGCUAAGCUGCUCGGUCUCAUCGAUGUCCUGAGCAGUCUGAGCGGACUGCAGACGUUCCUCCAGACUCGGCUGAAAUUGGCGGCGGGAAGUCAAGGCGGAGAGCAGGAUAUGGAGGUCGGCGGCGGCGAGGCAGGGAGAAGGGGCGGGGAUGAGGGGGUUGUAGAUGAGGCGAUAGAUGAUCUGAGGAGGAUGGCGGAGGGGAUGGAGGGGUGA
This is a messenger RNA of Dioszegia hungarica, 2976 nucleotides long. RefSeq lists its product as uncharacterized. NCBI's taxonomy places the organism in Eukaryota, Fungi, Basidiomycota, Tremellomycetes, Tremellales, Bulleribasidiaceae. The record is from RefSeq and is a predicted model, not a curated record. Bases 1 to 2976 code for a protein of 991 amino acids. The transcript has 10 exons.